Messenger RNA from Lasiosphaeria miniovina, 2583 nucleotides. RefSeq lists its product as uncharacterized. The record is from RefSeq and is a predicted model, not a curated record. The transcript is spliced from 4 exons. Gene Ontology annotation, biological process: DNA-templated transcription; regulation of DNA-templated transcription. The coding region runs from base 313 to 2295 and encodes 660 amino acids. NCBI's taxonomy places the organism in Eukaryota, Fungi, Ascomycota, Sordariomycetes, Sordariales, Lasiosphaeriaceae. Gene Ontology annotation, molecular function: zinc ion binding; DNA binding; DNA-binding transcription factor activity, RNA polymerase II-specific.
CCUGGCCAACAAAUCCGGGACAAACUCCGCGGACUUCUGGGAGCCGAACCCUGCUGACAAACGACGCCGCUUCUUGAUUUAACAAUAACGCGAUAUCCGGCCCGUUCUGCGCGCAUCUCGAGGGCAGAUGCAUUGAUGACUGAUAAACGCUAGGGCAUCGAACUGCUUUUCUUUCGAGAUUUCUACGUGUACGGUCUGCGGAAUUCGAAUUCGAAUUCGAAUUCAGGUGCAAUAGUUGCCAUUUCGCCCACUGCAGUUGCACACGCGCCGCCAAGCCCGUUUGGACCGUCGACGGCACUACCGAUCGCCCCCAUGGCCCGAAGCCAAGAUGCCGCCAUGGACUCUGCCGUGCAGCCGAGGGAACCCCGAGCCGGACGUCACCCAGGCCUCGGACGGAGGAAGGCCUGCGAUCUGUGUCACCUGAAGAAAAUCAAGUGCGAUGCCGAGCGGCCUACAUGCUCGCAUUGCUCCAUUUACAAGCGCGAAUGCAUGUGGACGCCCGGCCUGCAGCGCAAGCCAAGGAGUACUGUCAGUCCCGCCAUCCGCAACAACGAGGAGCUGGAAUACCGCCUAGCUCUGCUCGAAACAAAACUCGCAGACGCCUCCCGACAACCCCAGCCCCAACCCCCCAACAACAUCAACAGCAAUAACAACAACAACAAUGACCCAAUAACAGCUUCAACACAGGCGUGGGCCGCACAGGCCGACAUGUGUGGCGACAACUCUUUCUUCCCCCGCAUGCCUGAGACGACCGACAUCGACCUGCACUCGAUGGACCUGCCGCAGACGGACAUCGAGCUAGGCGCCACCCUCGACCUACCGCCGCUGGUCGACGUGCUGCCGCUAGUCGACGACUACUUUGCAAACUUCAACCACAUCGUCCCCCUGUUCCUCCGUGCCAAAUUCAUGGAUAUGCUCCACGAGCACUACUCACAGCCGCUGCUGCGCAACGAGACGUCCUGGGCCGUCAUCAACGUCGUGCUGGCCCUGUCCAUCCGUCACCGCGACCCUAACUUGCCGAGCCUCACCGUCGACAGAACUGACGAGAUUCACUUUUUCAACCGCUGUCUCGGCAAUGCCCAGUCGGCCAUGAACACGCUCGUCAUGUGGGACCAGGACCUCAAGGGCAUCCAGGUUGUCCUGGGGCUCGUCAUCCUGUUCCUCGGCACCGCCCACCCCCACCCGUCCUCGGUCCUGAUCGCCACCGCAGUCAAGCUCGUGCACAAGCUGCGCCUUCACACAAAGGUCGGCAAGGAGUACAUGAGCCCCGACGACCUGCUCGAGAGCAACCGCGUCUUCUGGGUCACCUACGUCCUCGACAAGGACGUCACCAUGCGCGCCCGCGAGCCCUACCUACUGCAGGACUACGAUUUUGACUGCGACCUGCCGAGCCUAGCCGCCGACCGCGUCGGCGCCAUACCGACCCUAGGCCAGAUCGACUCUGACGGCGGCGUCGGCAGCAGCAACAGCAGCGUCAACAGCAACAGCGGCAACAUCGCGCCGUCCGGCGCCACGACGUGGUUCAACCUGUUCCGGGGCCGGAUCCAGCUGGCGCAGAUCCAGGGCCAGGUCUACGACUGGGUGUACUCGGUGCGGGCGGAGCGCAUGACGGCCGACGAGCGCCAGGCGUACCGCGACCGGCUCUCGGGCGCGCUACUGGCCUGGAAGCACGCCAUCCCCGACGACCUGCAGCCCGAGCGCCUGUUCCCCGCCGCGCGCGGCGACCACGCCACCCUCCGCCACCUCACCACCAUGCACUUCGCCUACUACCACUGCAUGUUCAUGACGCACCAGGUCGACUCGCACGACCGCAACUGGGUCAAGAAGCUCACCGACUACAGCAGGAUGUACGCCGCCGACGCCCCCGACGGCUUCAACCAGGGGAUUCUCGGCAGCGACAACGACGGGCCCGGCGGCGGCGGCGAGAAGCUCGUCUCGCCAUUGCCCGCGAGCUGGGCGCUCGUAGUGGACUCGGCGCGGCGCUGCAUGGAGCUGUUCCGCCUGCUGGACCAGGCCGACACAGCCGUUAUGUGGGGCGUCAUCUGCACAUAUCUGUCCACGCUGGUCGUGCUGCUCGCCCACAAGGUCACGGUGCUCGAGCGCGGGCCCGACGCCUUCGUCGCCUCCGACGACCUGUUCAUCGAAGAGGGCAUCGCCUUCAUCAAGCGCAUGCUCACCCAGACCGACGACUUCCGCCUUAAGCGCCUCGACCAGGCCUGCACCAGCCUGCAGUCCUGGGGCAUGGUUGCCGCGCAGGCCGUCACGAGCGCCCUCGCGGCGAGGCCGGGGAAGUGAGGCCGAGGCAUUCGUUGCGGAGAGCAGCGACAGUUUUCUGCGUAGGGAGGGAUUCCUGGUGGAACUGGGAGGUUGAAUUUUCAAUGGGACAAUGGCUUGUAUUUGUUUGCGGCGCCUGCGGGGGAUGAUUAUUUAACGGUAUCAUUAUAUCUAUACAUCUAUAAAGGCAGUUAUCAUCAUUAAGGAACACGGAAUGGUCUUGACUUUGGCUUUGUCUCUUGAUCACUAAGUUACGUACGUAUAUAGGUAGGUUCUGUAUCUAGGUAGAUCCGACCAGCAUAUCAAAAU